CCACGCGCGACGCAAGCUAUAUAAGCCGCCGCGCACGCUGCCACCAGGAAAAACCCAAACAUUUCACUGUCAAGCAAAUACAAAUCUGAAAUUCGCACUUUUAUUGAAAACGCUUUUGAAGUUAUAUUGGAAUCUUGAAUAAUUAUCAUUCAUCUGCCAAAAUGGACGCAAUGAAUAUCCAGAGCGAUCUGAACGUCAACGCCCCGGAAUUCCACUACAAGAAGGAGACGACCUCCAUCGAGCCGGUGCGGCGUCUGGAGAACGCGCGUUUCCAGCGCGAUGAGCGCUCCGACAUGAACCGCCGCGACAGCCCGACAGAGACGUACGUCCGCGAGGAGGCGCCGCCGGCCGACUGGCGCCAAGGCACCCCAGUUCGUCAACAGCCAGUACGACGACCUGCUGCCGCGCGACCGCCUGGACUCCAUGGCCGACUCCCUGCUGGACCAGCGCGACUACCAGGAACUGCAGGAACAGGAGCGCCUCUGGCAGCAGCCGCGCCCCACCGAGGUCACGCCGCUCCUGCAACCGGAAGUCCAGGAGCAGCGCACCUACAACACGGAACUGCCGCCGCAGAUGGCCGAGUUCGCCAUGGACAGUCGCCGCGCGCCGGAGGCGGAGCAUCCCGCCGGGUGGGUGGACAGCCGCGGGGUGCCGCAGGAGCUCCCGCCCGCGGUGGCGCCGCUCCUGGACCUCUCUCCGGAAGCGCCGGUCCAGGCGAUCCAGCCGCUCCGUCUGCGCCCGCUGCUGCACGUCGCCCGUGACCUUUGCCUGUGGCGCAACGUCCGCGACUCGGCGGUGGUGUUCAGCGCCGGGUUGGGACUGAUGGGGGCGUUGUCCUACUUCAGCCUGAUCAGCAUCUUCGCCUACCUCUCCCUGGGCGUCCUCAUCGUCGCCGGGGAUCAGGUCUUCGGACGCCAGCUCUUCUACGCGCUGCAGCAGCGUCCCGGCGUCGCGCAUCCCUUCCAGCGCAUCCUCCAGCGCGACAUCGUCCUGGACCCGGCGUACCUCCACGAACAGCUGGACGCCGUGUUGCAGCCGUUGAACCGGAAGCUGGUGGCCAUGCGCAACUUGUACUUGGCGGACAGUCUCGCCGAAACGUUGAAGAUGAUGUUCUACAUGUAUUUGUUGACGUACGUCGGCCGCUACUUCAACCUGAUGAGCCUGUUGAUGGUGGGAUGGGUGCUGGCGUUCUCCCUGCCCAAACUGUACAUGAUGUUCCGCCCGCAGUUGGACCGGAUGUGGAGCAGUGUCCGCGGGAAUGUGCGCCGUCUGCAGAUGGACAUCCGCGACAAGUUCCAGCAGCAGAAACAGCGUGUGCAGCAGCGACGCGAUCGCCGGCAGUCCGUGGAGAAAAAGGUCACCUUCGAGAAGACCGAGAAGAUCCAGUAGACGGACUAUAUAUAGUUGUUUUAAUUUUUUAUUAUGUGCGCAUGAUACUUCUUCGAUGAUCUUAUUAGUGUGGGGAUCAAUUUAUCCGCCGGAAGCGGGAAAUUUUUUCUGCUAGUUUUAUAGCAGCUGCAGCUUCUGGUUUACUUAUAAAUAAUUAUGCUUAAUAUUUUCGGCAUACUAUGUAUGCAGACUGGAAUUCAUACCUAAUAUGAAACACGGAAGUAUUUGAUUAUAAUUUGUGUGGUUUAACACGUUGUACGUUAACCGCUAUUAUAAAACCGACGUGAACUGUAAUAAAUGAUGUACUGACGAGAAACUGCAAUAAAUUUACCCGAUCAUGAA
This is a messenger RNA of Paramacrobiotus metropolitanus, 1731 nucleotides long. Its product is annotated as reticulon-3-A-like. The record is from RefSeq and is a predicted model, not a curated record. NCBI's taxonomy places the organism in Eukaryota, Metazoa, Tardigrada, Eutardigrada, Parachela, Macrobiotidae.